Molecule: messenger RNA, 1747 nt
Organism: Phascolarctos cinereus (koala)
Lineage: Eukaryota; Metazoa; Chordata; Mammalia; Diprotodontia; Phascolarctidae
Source: RefSeq, a predicted model, not a curated record
ACUAUGUUUUGCAUGACUGCAAAUACAGCUGUCUCAAUGAGGCUGUGGGGAUGGGCAGGGAGAAAGGGAGAGACUUUGAAACUCCAAGUUUUAAAAGAAAUCUUAAGGAAUGAAAAUUAUACUAAUAAAAAAAUACAUAUUAGUGGGCCUUGACCCACUGGGCCUCUCUGAGGCACAGGUGGCUCUCCUGAAUAUUGGAGGGCCAUUUCCACUCCCUCCCUCAGCAGCCAGAGUUUCAAUGGGCUGUGGACAUCCCCAUCCUUGCAAUAAAGUCCAAGUCAGCUCCAGUAGGAGCCACAACGGGGGCAGGGUGGGCAGCAUGGAAGGGCUGCUGGGUGUAGAGGGCAGUGGGAGCAGCUGCUCCAGCCUCAUGGGGAGGAUGACCCCUAGCCCACUGGGAAGUUCAUAAACAUGAUCCCCAGCAAACUGAAGGCUCCCCACCUCUAUACCAGAGUGAAAGGGCAAGCAGGGAAUUCUCCAGAAUGCUGUGGAUGCAGACCCAGUGGUGUGGGGAGGGACUUAGCUAUCUCCUUAGGUUCCUGGACAAGCGGCACCAGGCCAGGGCCCUGCCAGGACAGAUGUUAGGGAGGUGAAGGAUCUGUAGAGCUGGGAGCAAGCACAGUGCCCUCCUCUAUGCCAGGCCAUAGUGGCUGCACCUCUGCUUGUCUCACUGCCCUCUGCGCCAUGGCACAACUGCAUGCCUCCCAGACUUGGCCCUGGGCACAAGUGUCUACUCCAUCCACUCUCCUCUCUGCCCCAAAUCCUCAUCUAGUGGCAUGUCCAUAACUGAGUUGAAUGCUUCAGUACCUGGCCUGCUUGCCCCCCUGCUUCAUAUCCUUCUCUUGUAAAAAACCCAAAAUCCUGUGUCAAAGGUCAGAGCUCGCCUCCAAGGCGAGCCAAGGCCCUGGCGUGCCCUUCCACGUCCCUCUGAGACCAAGUUGGCUUGCUUUUCCUAACGGUGUCAGUGUGUCUCUCCUUGUAUGUAUGUGUGUGGGAGCGCGUUUGCCUGUACCUGUUUGUGUUUGGGGGGAGGGAGUGAUGACCACAGUCCCGUGCACUGGCUUGACCCUCCCAGUCCCCUGGCCCCACAUGCCCCUUUUGGCUGGCUUGAAUGGGGCUCAGGACGCACUUGAAGCCACGUUUUGGCCGCUCUCAUCCUCCCAAUGCUACAGCCCAGCUGCCCUGCUGGAAACCCUCUCAACUGGGGCAGCCCCAGGCCAAGGAUGAUCCUGCCAGGAUGAAAACCUGGCUGUGCCUAGCCCGACCUCGCGCCCUCUUUGUCACCGCAUUCCCUCUAGCUCGCGCCCAGCGUUCUUCAGGCGUUACACCGGUAGACACCAAGGGACGCGAACGCCGAUGCGGAUGCGGACUUGGACGGUGCGGUCGGAGAGCACACCUAGCGGGAUCAGCAGAAUUACUCAAGUCAAACACUUGGAGGAUGUCUCGGCGCAGUGAGCACCUGCGCCUCCGAUACCAGGCACUUGUUGAUGGGCAAAGCAGCAGCAGCAGCAGCAGCAGAGGGAGUUCCCAGGUGGCUGGCCAGCACACCAACUGCAGGGAGGGUCCUCUCAGGACUGUGAGGAGGAAGUCGAGUAUGGUCCGAAGCCUCUCACCAGGCCUCUCACCAGCCCCUCACCUGCUUACAGGUGUAACAGGCUGGAAGAGCCCCGGAUCCACCUCAGGGUACUUCUCUGAGGAUGAUGGUGCAGCAUUCCAGUGGUGCCUGAAAACACCUGGCACUGCGUGA